This is a messenger RNA of Plectropomus leopardus (leopard coralgrouper), 1287 nucleotides long. The record is from RefSeq and is a predicted model, not a curated record. NCBI's taxonomy places the organism in Eukaryota, Metazoa, Chordata, Actinopteri, Perciformes, Serranidae.
AUGAGGUCACACUCAGACAGCACACACUGUGGCUACAUUCUCCCCCCGCUGGUGGUCAGUGCCAGUGACACGAUAUCUGUCAGCUUCCAGUCAGACAGUCGCCUCACAGACCGAGGAUUCUCUGCCAGGUGGGAAGCUGUGUAUCCUGAGGAUAUUGCAGAAAUCCAGGGCUGUGGCAUUUCCUCCAAAGAGGAAACAGGAGUUAUUAAGUCCCAGAACUGGCCCAUGAACUACAGAGCUAACAGCGAGUGCAUGUGGAACAUCGCUGUGCCUUUGGGGAAAAAAAUCACGCUGAAGUUCACCCACUUUGACCUAGAAGCCAAAGAUUUCCUGACGUCCAAAUGCUAUGAUAACAUAAUAGUGUAUGACAUCAAUGGUUUGACUAAUGCACUGCUUCAAAAGCACGGUCCAUUUUGUGGGACUAAGCUGCCUCCUACCAUCAAGACAAAAGGCAACAGACUGGUGAUCCGUUUCCAUUCAGACCUGUUUACUGAGGCUAAAGGCUUCCGGGCCUACUGGACAACAGACCCCAGUUUGCCUGCUCCCACUGAGCCGCCUGCUCCACCCAACCCCUGGGAUAACAUCACCAUAGACUGGCCCAAUGACUGUGGGAAACCAGCCAUCCAUCCUGUUGUUGUGUCACGCAUUGUGAACGGAGAGGAGGCCAGGCCACACUCCUGGCCCUGGCAGGUGUCCAUGCAGGUCUGGCCAGCCAGUCGUCCAGAGCCCACAUUCUUCCACACCUGUGGUGGUACUCUAAUUCACAAGAACUGGGUACUUACAGCAGCCCACUGCUUCAUAAACUAUGCUGAUGAGCUGCAGCGCUGGCGCAUGUGCCUCGGCAAACACAACCUGACUUACACAGAGCCGAGUGAGCACUGCUUCAAUGUGACUGGUAUCUAUCGCCAUGAGGGCUUCAAGUAUCCCACAGUGCCCACAGUGGAGUUUGACAUUGCUCUGAUCUCAUACGCCUGCCUUCCCUCUGAGGAGGAAGUCCUGCCUGGGGGAAAGAAGUGCUACGCCACCGGCUGGGGAGACGAGACCGGUGAUUCACUAAAUGCUAAAGUUGCAGAGAAGCUAAACCAGGUCGCCCUGCCUGUUGUGCCGCAUGACACCUGCAAGAGGAUGGAUUACUGGUGGUUUCAGGUCAAGACCUCCAUGAUCUGCUGUGGUUACACCCUGCCUGAUGAGCUCAAGUCCGUCUGUCAGGGAGAUUCAGGUGGUCCGCUGGUGUGCCAGGACACCCCCACUGGUCCUUGGGAAGUUCAUGGUAUAACCAGCUUCGGC